AAAUAACUUCAAUUCACCGAGACAGGUAAAUGCAUACGCACAUACGCACGCACGUACAUCACGACUUACAAUAGUGUUUGUCCGCAUACUUCUGUCAGUGAUCUACAGUGGUUUACAGCGAAUCAUUAUUAAUAUUAGAGUGUACCGCAACACGUCCGCGUCUCCGGAAUCUUUGAUUGUAUACCGGCUCCGUUUGUAUCGUCAUCGUCGUCGAAAUUUGCACCGAAGUCUUCGGUCCGUCCCGACGGACGAAAUUAAUCCAAAAAAUAAUUUAUAUCACUGCAGUACCAAUAAUCAAAGGUACUUAUUAUGCCAUCAAGAUACUCUCAAGCUAGUCAACUAAAAACUGGAAAUGGGGCUGUAAACGGUGAUUUUUCACAUUUUGAAAAUGACGAAGUGGUCAUCAGCGGGAUAUCCGGACGUUUUCCGGAGUCCAAUUCAAUCGCUGAAUUCCGAGAAAACCUGUUCACUGGUGUAGAUAUGGUCACAGACGAUGAUCGUCGUUGGCCUGCUGGUCUUUACGGCCUCCCGUCGAGGACUGGAAAACUCAAGGGAUUGGAAUAUUUCGAUGCCAAUUUUUUUGGAAUACAUGCUAAACAGGCGGAAGCCAUGGAUCCACAGUUAAGAUUACUUUUAGAAUCAACUUACGAAUGUAUCGUGGACGCUGGCGUGAACCCGGACGAAAUCCGUGGAUCGAAAACCGGAGUGUUCGUGGGCACAUUCCAAAGUGAGACGGACGACUACUGGAGCCGAGUGCAAGAGCGCGUGGACGGAUUCGGGCUGACCGGAUGUAGCCGAGCCAUGUUCCCCAAUCAGAUCUCGUACACGUUCGAUUUCAACGGACCCAGUUACGCGGUAGACACAGCCUGUUCGGGCAGUCUGUUCGCUUUGUCGCAAGCACUGUACUGCAUCCGGAGCGGACAGUGCGAGGCGGCCGUGGUGGGCGGUGUUAACCUACUGCUCAAGCCCACCAACUCGUUACAGUUUCACAAGUUGAGCAUGUUGUCGACGAAAGGGAUGUGCCGAGCUUUUGACGCGUCCGGAAACGGAUACGUGCGGAGCGAAGCUGUAGUAUCAGUAUUCUUGCAGAAGGCUGGUGUAGCCAAAAGAAGUUAUGCUACGGUAGUGGAAGCAUUGACCAAUAACGAUGGGUUUAAAGACCAGGGAAUCACAUUUCCGAGUGGAGUCAUGCAAAAUAAACUCAUCCAAGAAGUUUAUGCCAAAUGCGGUGUAGAUCCAGCUGAGGUGUUUUACGUAGAAGCUCACGGGACGGGGACUAAAGCUGGUGAUCCACAAGAGGUCAAUUCUAUUGCAGAAUUUUUUACUAAAGACCGAAAAUCGCCACUGUUGAUAGGUUCUGUCAAAUCGAACAUGGGUCACUCCGAACCCUCUUCCGGUCUCUGUUCGUUAGCCAAAAUUGUCAUUUCUAUGGAAAGUGGUAAAAUUCCUGCAAAUCUUCAUUUUGUCAGCCCAAACCCUGACAUCCCAGCUUUGUUAGACGGAAGAUUACAGGUCGUGAACAAAAAUUGGGACUUCAAUGGUAAUUAUGUGGCUAUCAAUUCUUUUGGUUUUGGUGGUGCCAACGCUCACGUGUUGUUGAAGUCAAAUCCCAAAACAAAAACCAAUACAAUUGUAAACUAUGUACCCCGUUUGAUAACCGUGUCUGGAAGAACAGAAAAAGCAGUGAAUAAUAUGUUGAAAAAUAUUGCUGAAACACCGUUAGACGAUGAUUUUGUUUCUUUGUUACACGAUAUUCAUGCUAAUAACAUUAACGGACACGGUUAUAGAGGAUAUUCAAUCUUAGGAAAAUCGAUCUCUGAAGUUACUGAAGUAAAAUUAAGUAAAAGACCAGUGUGGUUUGUUUUUUCUGGAAUGGGGAGUCAAUGGGCUGGUAUGGUUGAAGGAUUCCUUCAAUUAGAACCUUUUGCUAAAGUCAUCAACAUAGCAGCUACUGUUCUUCAAGCCGAAGGUAUUGAUUUGCUGAGCAUUUUGAACUCCAAAGAUGAGAAAACAUUUGAAAAUGUCCUCAAUUCGGCUGUAUCGAUAACAUGCGUGCAAGUGGCAUUGACUGAAUUAUUGAAAUCAAUUGGAAUCGAACCGGAUGGUUUUGUCGGCCACUCAGUUGGUGAACUUGUUUGUGCUUAUGUCGAUGGAUCACUUACCAUUGAACAGACUAUUUUAGUUUCAUUAUCGAGAGCUCGUUGUAUUUUGGAAGCUAAACUCCCUCAAGGAUCGAUGGCUGCUGUUGGCUUGACUUGGGAAGAUACUAAAAAAAAAUUGCCAGCUGAUUUGGAAGCUUCCUGUCAUAAUAGUGAAGACAGUGUAACAAUAUCCGGCCCUUCUAAAAGCGUUAGUGAAUUUAUAAAAACUUGCAAAGCUGAAGGAAUUUUUGCCAAAGAAGUCAAUAGUUCUGGAUUUGCUUUUCAUUCUAAAUAUAUUGCUGAUGCAGAACCAGCACUUCGUAAGAGUUUGGAAAAAAUUUUACAAAACCCAAAACCCCGGUCUUCAAAAUGGAUCAGUUCAUCUAUACCCGAAAAAUUAUGGGAUACUCCGAUUGCUAAAACAAGUUCUAUUGCAUAUCACGUAAACAAUUUAUUGUCACCGGUUUUGUUCCAUGAAGCUAUACUUCAUAUACCAAAAGAUGCUAUUGUUAUUGAAAUUGCGCCACAUGCAUUAUUUCUAGCUAUUUUAAAGAAAUCUCUAGGGCCAGAUUGUUUGUGCAUUGGUCUAACUAAGCGUUCAACAAAUCCUCAAGGGAAUAUUUCAGUCUUAUUAUCAGCUAUUGGAAAAUUAUACAAUGCUGGACUUCAAACACAAAUCAAAAAUUUGUACCCGACUGUGUCAUAUCCUGUUGGACGUGGGACACCAAUGAUUCAAUCGUUGGUCGAAUGGGAUCACUCUUCUAAAUGGACCGUUGCUAAUUUUCAACAAAAGGAAACUGGAUCUGGUGAGUGCAUAAUCAAAGUUGAUUUAAGUAAGGAAGAAGACCAGUUUUUAUCUGGCCAUGUAAUUGAUGGAAGAGUGCUAUUCCCUGCAACAGGAUACUUAACACUUGUAUGGAAGACAUUCGCUAAAAUUCAUGAUAAGAACAUCGAAGAGUUCCCAGUUUCUAUUGAAAAUGUACAGUUUUUGCGUGCAACUAUCAUGCCUAAAACUGGAAACAUAAGCUUCUCAAUCAGAAUUUUUGAAGGAACUGGCAAUUUUGAAAUCUGUGAAGGAGAUUCUGUUGCAGUAACUGGUAAUAUCUCUAUUAUAAACAACACGGAUUUAAAACAAUUAGAUGCUGAACUACCUAUUUUCGAGAUCAAUGAGAAGACUAUACCAUUUAAGACAGGGGACAUAUACAAAGAUUUGGGUUUGCGAGGAUAUGAUUAUAAAGGAGCAUUUAGAGGAGUAAAAGAAUCUGAUAACAAAGGUAUUCAAGGAAAAUUGGAAUGGAAUGGAAACUGGAUUAGCUAUAUUGAUACAAUGCUUCAGUUUUCAAUUUUGGGUUUGAAAGUAAAAGAACUAUAUUUACCGACAAGAAUGCAAAAAAUUAUUGUUGAUCCUGUUAAGCAUUUGAAAAUUAUUGAAUCCUUACCUGAGAGUAGCUCGAUCUCCAUAAAAAUGUACAGAGAUAUCAAUGUCAUAAAAUCUGGUGGAAUUGAACUUCGUGGCUUGAAAUUGAGCCUAGCUCCAAGAAGACAACAAUCGCAAGCAGCUCCUAAAUUAGAAAAAUACACAUUUAUACCAUACACUGAUGAUAAAAUUGUUUCUUCCCAAACCGAAAUAUCAGACAUAUUUUCUUCGUAUUUACAAAUCGUUUUAGAAAACAGUGCUGGGGCUAUAAAAGUAAAGGUUGUUGAAUAUGGAGCAGAUAAACCAUUUGAAGAAAUAUAUAUGCCUAAUAUUGUAAAUAUUCUGGAAUCUGAACCCUUGAUAUCAUUGGACGCAACUUUAGUUACUACUCAAAAACAAGCUUUGGUUCAGUUUUUGGGAUCAUUAGAAGUGAAAAUGACAAAUAAAUCAUUAGAAAGUGGGCCUAUUGAAUCUAACGCUCAUGUGGUGGUCGCAUUUGAUGCGUUGGAGUCAAGUAAAAAACUAAAUAACUUGGCCGAGACAGUAAAGGACGGCGGAUUUAUCCUUUUAUCUGAAGCCAAAAAUGUUUCUCAAAGCCUUGCUGAGAAUAACAAUCUCAUUUUUAUAAGCAAGUUAUCUGCUGACGGUAGAACAUUCUAUUUGUUGAGAAAGCUAAUAAAAAAUCAACCAGUUUCUGAAGUAAUUCAAGUAUCUGAAAAAUCUUAUGAAUGGGUUGAGACAUUAAAAUCAGCUUUAAAAACUGCUGAAGCUGACCCAAGCAAGAAAAUUGUUUUGUUUGCUCAAGGAGAAGAUACUAAUGGUAUUAUCGGUUUGGUUAAUUGUGUCAAACAAGAGCCUGGCGGUAAUAGUGUCAGAUCAGUAUUCAUUAAAGACCCGGCUGCACCAAAAUUCUCUUUAACCGAUCCUCUAUACGCUGCACAGCUGAAAAAAGAUUUACUGAGCAAUGUAUUGAAGCCUAAUGGAGUGUGGGGUUCAAUGAGACAUUUGAAAUUAGAAAACCAACAGGAUAAGCCCUCAUUACAAGUUGAGCAUGCUUACAUUAACGCUCUGACUAGAGGAGAUUUGAGCAGUUUGAAAUGGAUUGAAGGACCCUUGACUUAUUAUAAACCUGAAUACAACCCAAAUACUGAAUUGUGUACCGUUUAUUACGCACCACUUAACUUCCGUGAUAUCAUGUUAGCAUCUGGAAAACUUCCUCCUGAUGCAUUGCCUGGUGAUUUAGCUGGACAAGACUGCAUUCUUGGACUUGAAUUCUCUGGUCGUAAUUCUAAAGGUAAAAGGGUGAUGGGUAUGCUUGCUGCUAGAGGGUUGGCUACUAGUGUUCUAGCUGAUCCUGGGUUCUUGUGGGAAGUACCUAGCAAAUGGACAUUGGAAGAAGCAUCGACUAUACCUGUUGUUUAUGGAACUGCCUACUAUGCACUCUGUGUAAGAGGACGAAUGAAGCCAGGUAACUCAUUGUUAGUUCAUGCUGGUACUGGAGGUGUCGGUCAAGCAGCAAUCGCUAUUGCUCUACAUAUGGGUGUUACUGUUUACACUACUGUUGGUAGCAAACAAAAGAGAGAAUUUUUGAAAAAGACAUUCCCUAAGUUAACUGACAAAAAUAUUGCCAAUUCUCGUGACACGAGUUUUGAACAACACGUAUUAAGAGAAACUAAAGGUCGUGGUGUAGAUCUCGGCGGGCGCCGGAUGACAGAAGAUAAACUUCAAGCAUCUGUCCGUUGCUUGGCCAAAGACGGUCGUUUCCUUGAAAUCGGUAAACUUGAUUUAUCCAACAACAGUCCUCUAGGAAUGUCUGUAUUUUUGAAAAACACUACAUUCCACGGAAUUCUUUUGGACUCAUUGUUUGAUGCCGGUUCCGAAAGUGAAGACAAGAAAGAAGUUGUGAGAUUGCUAAAUGAAGGUAUCAAGAAUGGCGCAGUUAACCCUCUACCAGCCACAGUAUUCACUGAAUCUCAAGUAGAACAAGCGUUCAGAUUUAUAGGAUCCGGUAAACAUAUUGGAAAAGUAGUGUUGAAAAUUAGAGAUGAGGAAUCUUCAGCAGUUGUUAAACCUGCAACCAAAUUGGUAACUUCUAUUCCACGGUCUUACAUGAACCCAGACAAGACAUAUGUACUUGUUGGAGGUCUGGGAGGUUUUGGAUUGGAAUUAGCUAACUGGUUGAUAGUGAGAGGAGCCAAAAACCUUGUAUUGACCGCUAGAAGUGGAAUCACCACUGGUUAUCAAGCUAAUUGUGUAAACAAUUGGAAAGAAUCCGGCGUUAAUGUAUUGAUAUCUAAGGCUGAUUGUUCAACAUUAAAUGGAGCUCAACAAUUGAUCGACGACAGUAAUAAAUUGGGACCAGUUGGAGGUGUUUUCAACUUGGCUGCUGUAUUGAGAGAUGCAUUCUUAGAAAAUCAAACGCCACAAGAUUUUGAAAUAGUGAGCAAACCUAAAGUAACUGGUACUAAAAACUUAGACACCGUUACCAGGAAGUCUUGUCCCGAACUCGAUCACUUUGUCGUAUUUUCAUCAGUAUCUUGUGGUCGCGGUAAUGCUGGACAAACUAAUUACGGUUUUGCCAACUCGGUUAUGGAAAGAAUUUGUGAAGCUAGACAAGAAGCUGGUCUUCCAGGGUUGGCUAUUCAAUGGGGUGCUAUUGGAGAUGUUGGACUUAUCAUGGAAACAAUGGGUGGAAACGAUACAGUGGUUGGUGGUACAUUGCCGCAGCGUAUGGCUUCUUGUUUGAGUGCUUUUGAUGUAUUUUUGCAACAUCCACAACCUGUCUUGGCUUCUAUGGUAUUGGCUGAAAAAAGAAAGGGAGGUUCUGGUGGUGCCGGACAAGUGAGCUUAAUUGAAGCUGUUGCCAAUAUUCUUGGUAUCAAAGACACUAAGAAUAUCAAUGCAUCAGCAACUCUAGCUGAUCUGGGUAUGGAUUCUUUGAUGGGUGCUGAAAUCAAACAGACUUUGGAGAGAAAUUAUGAUUUGGUGUUGAGUGUUGGAGAAAUUAGAACUUUGACUGUUAAGAGACUGCAAGAAUUACAAAAUGAUGGUAGUGAUUCACCAGCUAUUGAUACGUCAAUUGUAGAAACUAAAAAUACUUUAAAUGUGGCCUGAAAAAUUUGUCAAUAUUGAUUAAUAUUAAUUUCUGUCGUGUCGAUGUAAAUAAUUUCAAUCCAAUUUUUUUCGUUGGAAAUGAUGUAUAUGUUGGAAGUAGAAGUUAGUAGGUAUAUUGAUUUUCGAUCUUCAAUUUUUUUUUUUUU
Molecule: messenger RNA, 6818 nt
Organism: Melanaphis sacchari
Lineage: Eukaryota; Metazoa; Arthropoda; Insecta; Hemiptera; Aphididae
Product: fatty acid synthase-like
Exons: 28
Coding region: 310-6672 (2120 amino acids)
Biological process (GO): fatty acid biosynthetic process
Molecular function (GO): fatty acid synthase activity; oxidoreductase activity; phosphopantetheine binding
Source: RefSeq, a predicted model, not a curated record